AUGUCCAACAUCGCGAUGGUGCGUGCUGUUCCUCCUCCAUCGUCGUCGUGUGACAGUGACACCUACCUGCUGUUCCAUGGCGAAACUCUGCUUUCCAACGGCGUCCGCGCCUCCCUCUACACCGUCGCGCUCGCGUACUGCUUCAUCGGGCUGUCCGCGAUCACCGCCCGGUUCUUCAAAUCCAUGGAGCAGAUCAUGAGGCACUCCCGGGAAGUGGUGGUCGGCGUCGACCCGCACACCAAGGCGCCUGUCGUGAAGCACGAGAAGGUGUGGAACUACGCCGUGGCGGACAUUGCUCUGCUUGCAUUCGGCACCAGUUUUCCUCAGAUCUCCCUGGCCACCAUCGAUGCGAUCCGUAAUCUGGGUCAACUGACAGCAGGAGGUCUGGGUCCUGGCACACUUGUUGGUUCUGCGGCGUUUGAUCUGUUUCCAAUCCAUGCUGUCUGUGUGGUUAUGCCAAGGGCAGGGUCUAAGAAAAAGAUCUCUGACUUGGGUGUUUGGUUAGUUGAGCUCGUCUGGUCUUUCUGGGCAUAUAUUUGGCUCUAUGUUAUCUUAGAGGUGUGGACACCUAAAGUGAUCACCCUCUGGGAGGCAUUGCUGACAGUCUUGCAGUAUGGGUUGCUUCUGCUUCAUGCGUAUGCACAGGAUAAACGGUGGCCAUUUGUAUCGAUUCCAUUUGUGAGAGGUGAGAGGCCUGAAGAUUGGGUUCCACCAGAAGAUGUUUCUGUUGAUUACCACAACUGUGAUGGCAUUAGUGAGACACUCCCUAUAAAUGCUGAUUGGAAUGAUGGCAUUGUAGACGUAUUCUCUGGACAUUCCUACCACAAUGCAGAGUACAGUCAAGUUCCACAAAAGGAUAUGGAAGGAUCGUCAACAAUCGAUCAAGUUGUAAAGAACACACAAGAGGAUAUGUCCUGGCUUUCUAUUUGGUGGCAACAAUUUGUUGAUGCUUCAAUGUUGGAGAGCCCUGAGUCAAGGAAGAUGGAUUCUGCUUGCCUGAGGUUCACCAGAAUAUUUUGGAACUUGAUCAUUGUGCCUUGGAAAUUCUUGUUUGCUUUUGUGCCCCCAUACCACAUUGCACAUGGCUGGAUUGCUUUUAUAUGCUCACUGGUCUUCAUAAGUGGUAUUGCUUAUGGCGUUACUAAGCUUACAGAUCAGAUAAGCUGCGUCACAGGAGUAAGUCCAUAUGUUAUUGCAUUCACAGCACUGGCUGCUGGAACCUCAUGGCCAGAUCUAGUUGCCAGCAAGAUAGCUGCUGAGCGUCAAGUCACUGCAGACUCUGCAAUAGCCAACAUCACCUGCAGUAACUCGGUGAACAUAUAUGUUGGCAUUGGUGUUCCAUUUUUGAUUGACACAGUGUACAACUUCUUCGUUUAUCAGGAACCAUUGUACAUAGAUAAUGCUGCUGGUCUCAGCUUCUCCCUUCUAGUCUUCUUUGCGACAUCAUUUGGAUGUAUAACGGUUUUGGUUCUGCGCCGCAUUAUACUCGGCGCUGAGCUUGGCGGCCCUAGGCUAUGGGCUUGGGUUACAUCAGUCUACUUCAUGAUCCUUUGGGUUGUUUUUGUUGUAUUUUCCUCUUUAAGAGUUUCAGGAAUAAUAUAA
This is a messenger RNA of Miscanthus lutarioriparius, 1602 nucleotides long. Lineage: Eukaryota; Viridiplantae; Streptophyta; Magnoliopsida; Poales; Poaceae. The record is from the annotation of a GenBank genome assembly.